CUGAACUGGCGUGGCGCGCAGUGCCGGAUGCGUUCAUGUACUCACCCUCUACGGGCAUCUGGUCGGAGCUACCCAACUUACCAGUGGGAGAAGAGAGGGGCAGUGCAGCUGUUGGAGUGUGGGGGACAAAGAUCAUUCUCGCUGGCGGCAUGCGCGCUCUUGAGCUUUCUGGGAACAGAACUCAGAGUAGCGUUUCUGUUGUCAGUAUAUUUGACACCAAGAAAAGGACAUGGCUGGACCUUCCAGUUACGGCUAAGUAUAUCCCAGAAGGAAGGGAUCAUGCUGGUGCCGCUGUGGUUGACGGAAAGAUGUAUGUCCUUGGCGGUCGUGAUAGGGGCCAGCAGAACGUCAAGAAUACUGUUUUCAUCUUGGAUCUGACUGAUCUCGAGACUGGCUGGAUUACAGCGGAUUCCAGGAUGCCAACACCUAGGGGUGGUGUUGCAGCCGGCGUGGUGGGCAGCAAGGUUUUCGUGAUGGGCGGCGAGGGCAAUACAAAUGCAGAGACUGGCGUGUUCAAUCAGGUGGAAGUGUAUGAUACGAAAAGGGGCUGUUGGGAAAGGGCGGGAAUUAUGCCUAUUGCGCGGCAUGGGACCUAUGCUGUCGGCGUGGGAAAGAGGGUGUAUGUGCCGGGCGGCGGAUUGAGACAGAGCGGAGCACCUGUUGCAGACUUUGAUGUGUUUGAACCCUAAGGUUAUUGGUGGUUGUCAGUUUUUGCCGAUCCUCUUUCCCCUCCCUUUUUUGGCUGGUUGAGGUUCAUAAUAAAUUGAUGCUUAGCUAGG
Messenger RNA from Boeremia exigua, 779 nucleotides. RefSeq lists its product as uncharacterized. The coding region runs from base 36 to 689 and encodes 217 amino acids. Gene Ontology annotation, molecular function: protein binding. The transcript has a single exon. Lineage: Eukaryota; Fungi; Ascomycota; Dothideomycetes; Pleosporales; Didymellaceae. The record is from RefSeq and is a predicted model, not a curated record.